Messenger RNA from Eleginops maclovinus (Patagonian blennie), 2342 nucleotides. It is a transcript of the gene lhpp, whose product is annotated as phospholysine phosphohistidine inorganic pyrophosphate phosphatase. Gene Ontology annotation, molecular function: phosphatase activity; inorganic diphosphate phosphatase activity. Lineage: Eukaryota; Metazoa; Chordata; Actinopteri; Perciformes; Eleginopidae. Gene Ontology annotation, biological process: dephosphorylation. Bases 36 to 851 code for a protein of 271 amino acids. Gene Ontology annotation, cellular component: cytosol. The transcript has 7 exons. The record is from RefSeq and is a predicted model, not a curated record.
UCACGCGCAUGCGCUUUUAAGACUGUCGUUUUGCAAUGGCUGACAUGGACUGGCCAAGCUGUGGGAAGAGUUUGAAAGGUGUCAUAUUGGACAUGUGUGGUGUGUUAUAUGACAGCGGGGAGGGAGGCGGGGUUGCCAUUCCUGGAUCAAUUGAAGCAGUGAAAAAGCUCAAGGCAUCGGAUCUGCAGCUGCGCUUCUGCACCAAUGAGACCCAGCUCAACAGAGAGGCGUUUGUAGACAAGCUCAAAAGGCUGGGCUUUGACAUCUCUGUGUCUGAGGUCUUCUCUCCUGCUCCUGCAGCCGUAGCUAUCCUUAAGGAGAGGGGGUAUCGGCCUCACCUGCUGGUUUAUGAUGGACUUCUCCCAGAGUUUGACAGUGUUGACACAACCAACCCAAACUGCGUGGUGAUUGGAGAUGCAGCUGAAAAGUUUUCCUACCAGAACUUGAACGAGGCAUUCAGGGUCCUUAUAGGUCUGGAGAAACCAGUGCUGUUCUCGUUGGGCCAAGGGAGAUACUACAAGGAGACAGAUGGUUUAGCACUAGAUGUCGGGGCGUAUAUGAAGGCUCUGGAGUAUGCCUGUGAUUUAAAGGCGGAAGUAGUUGGAAAGCCGUCACCAAUAUUUUUCCAAAGUGUACUCAAUGACAUGAGGCUCCAACCGCAUGAGGCACUGAUGAUCGGGGACGAUCUGGUGAAUGAUGUGGGUGGAGCACAACACUGUGGAAUGAAAGGCGUACAAGUUAGAACUGGCAAAUACAGGCCCAGUGAUGAGAGGCACUCAACGGUGACGGCUGACGGCACUGUGGACGACCUGGCUCAGGCUGUGGACAUGAUCCUAAAACAGAGACACUGAGUACAAGGCAGGACUGGAAUCCCUCCACAUACUAUAACUAGGUGAAACAGGCUGGUGCUCGCUAGUAUUUUUAAUAUAACUGUUUCCAUUAGGAUAGUUUUAUGCGUUGAGGUAUUUCAAAUAACAAGUCAAGGCACUACAAAACAAAAAUACCUUCCAUAUACUGGCUGUAAACUAGGGGAAACACCCACCUAUCUGGUUAUACCCAUAGUGUGAAACAAACUAGAACUACAUUUGCAGACCUUUUUAAUUCUAGUCUACGAGAGAUAAGCUUUUAUCGAAAACUCUAGGGCGGCACUAUGCAUUUGUGAGUAAAUGAUGAGCAUACUGUAGAUAAGAUACCUCAAAUAUGUGCCUUUAACCAGCAGCUGAAUGACAGUUAGGCCUUGUGUUAAGAGUCAUUGAUAAUGUUAUACACUCAUAUUCGAGAUUUGACAGUAUUUUAACAUACAACAAUCAAUGUAAAUAGCUGAAUAUAUGAAGGUACUGUUGUAGAAACCCAUUUGCUUCACCCUAAACAUGCACAACCUUUUAAAACAGCAGGGGAUAUUCAGUAAUUCAAGUAUUACAUAAAUAAAGCUGUUUUACUAGCUGCUGAAAACAUUUGUCUUCCUGAAUUUCACAAUUUGUCUGAGUCACAGAACUUGUUUUUUGUCUUUAAAGGUCUCAAAGCACUGGGGAAAAUUUAGCUUUGGCACAGAUUUGAACUACAAUUUAUAUUGGAGCUGCUUUUGUUUUACAGAAAAUGGAAAUGGGAAGUGAGCUGGUCUGGGAGAUGAUAAAUGCAGAACCCAGCCGAGUGUGAUGAAUUGAGCUCAUGUUUCCCCCUCUGUAAACAAAAAUGAAAUGAGCUCUCCAUCAUCUGAGAGAAGAAUCGCAAAUCUACAAAAGCUUAUCUUUAUUUACUUGACUGUAAGCAGCCUCCGCCUAGGGGAUUGUCCCGUCAUUGUUGCGUUGUUAAUUGUCGCUCAUUAGCGGGGUGCAUUCACUCCACUGUCUGUGGUGAGGGUCAGAUAAAAUGAUGACGGGGGAAAAAAUGGUUAUCGGGCUUUUGUGUGCCAGCUGGAUCAUUGAGGCCUCUAGAAGUGGGGCAUAAAACAAACGAUUCUCCAUUGCUGCCCCCAAGGUUUCAGUGCACCAAAUAGAUUCAACAAGAACAAAAGCCCAUUGCCAAGUGAUUCAUUGAGGCCUUUCUGGUUCACUUCACCAUUUGCUGACACAAGCUUGAAUGUUAUUGGGCAAUUAAAGGUAAUGAAAUGCUAUGAAGUAUUAUGAAACUAUGCCUAAGCCGGGUGUACCACUCCUAGAUGUGAAUGGGAAAUAAAUAUUAAUGUACACAGCAAAGUAUUAGCAGCUGCAACCCAGUUUUCUAACAGCUUACACAUUGUUUAACUCACUGUUAUGUCUAUUACGUUACCGCCCAUUUGCCUUGUAUGAAGCUAUUCAACAUGUAUUUGACUACUCCCAAAUAAACUCAAUUGACUUUAACAA